Molecule: messenger RNA, 141 nt
Organism: Dictyostelium discoideum AX4
Lineage: Eukaryota; Evosea; Eumycetozoa; Dictyosteliales; Dictyosteliaceae
Exons: 2
Coding region: 1-141 (46 amino acids)
Source: RefSeq, a predicted model, not a curated record
AUGAAUUUCGGAAUUAAACCAGAUGUAUCAAGUGGUCCUCGUAAAGGCGGCCCAUUUAAAGAAUUAUCAGACUUUUCUAAAACCUCACCAACUCCACAACAACCCAGAUCAUUAUCAGGAAAAUCAGUUAUGCUACCAUAA